CAAUAGAAAGGGUGUUGCCGUUAGACGCUCUGAUAGGACAAUUUGGAUUUUGCGUCUAAUUUGAAACUGGUAACGUGCGAGACGACGGGCGGACGGUGAGCAGCAGCAGCUGGAGCGGUGACGACGAGAGGCCUGGAGACCCGGGUACAGCGCGGCGUUGAAGACGUAUACAGUUAAUUAUUCAAAGGAGUCUUGUUCCAUGAGAGGAAGUUAUGUCUGGCUUACAGCAUAGCUACGCUUACGAUGUUCCAACUACAUUUAUUAACUUCAGCGCUCUCCACGAAGAUGACCAUAAUGUAGAUUCCUGGUUUGAUCAAGUGACAGAUAUAGAAAAUGUCCCUCCAGCACCAGAUCAAAACAUAGAAACUCCUGAAUUUGGGAACCCGCUGCAGAUACAAGCAGAUGAAAAUGUUAUGAAUCUCAGUGGUGGAAUCGCCAAGAAACAGCAGAAGACUCCGCGAACGCAGUCCAGAAGGUCUUCCAAACGCCUAUCUGCACAGCAGAGGAUAAAACAAAUGGCAAAAAUCAGAGCUGAGCGAAAGAAAGUGACUCCCAAACAACAAGAACACCCUCCCACCAAACGUCAGAAACUGUCCGCAGCAAAAAGCAAAUCCACAGACUCCACCAGCAUUGCUGAAUGUUCCCCAAAACUGAAGCCCAAGUUAUUGCCCCUCACUCCCACUGUUCUGAAGAGAAAGAAUAUGACUGUAAAGGCUAAGAAUUCAGAGGAACAAGAGCUUGAGAAGAUGCAGCAGCUUCAGCAGGAGAUGGCUGAGAGGCUAAAAAAGAAUGAAGAGUCUCUGAAGCUUGCAUUAGCAGGAGCAGGUCAACCCUUGAAGAAGAACUCUGUUCAGGCCACCAAGCCUGUAGACUUCCACUUCUGUACUGAUGACCGGAUUAAACGACAUCAAGAGGAAUCCACUGGGGAUCAAUAUAAGCAAAUGGAUUUCACUGCUGAGCUCCGCAAACACCCUCCCUCUCCGGCCCGUAUUCCAAAAGGAGGUCACACUGUCCCCAAACCUUUCAACCUGUCCCAAGGUAAUAAGCGGAAACAUGAAGAAACUGCCCCAGGGGAUUAUCUUUCUACAGCUGAGCAAGUCAUGGCAUUCUAUAAAAGGACCCCGCAACGCUUCCACUUGCGUAGCCGACAGAAAGAAAUGGCAGGUCCAUCACCAGUAAUACCUGUAAAAUUAAAGUUGACACAACCUAAGACACCUCAUCUUCAGACAAAGCAGCGGCAGCGGGCAGUUACCUGUAAGAGCGCCACAGAAUUGGAAUCAGAGGAGUUGGAAAAGCAACAUCAGUAUAAAUUCAAGGCCCAAGAGCUGAACACUAAGAUGCUAGAAGGCGGUCAUAUCCUUCCGAAGAAGUCCCACGUUAAAGAGCCCACCAUACCCAUAGGCUUUAAUUUGGAAAUUGAAAAGCGGAUCCAGCAGCGUGAGAAAAAGGAUGAAGAGGAAGAGGAGACAUUCACUUUCCAUUCCAAACCAUGUCCUACUAAGAUUCUAACCGAUGUGGUGGGGGUUCCAGGAAAGAAAGCGCUGCCUGUAACUGUACCACAGUCUCCUGCUUUUGCACUGAGGAAUAGAGUGCGCGUUCAGUCAUGGGAAGAGAUGAAGGAAGAGCCAGCACCUAUCAUUAAAGCCAACCCAGUGCCUCAUUAUGGAGUGCCGUUUAAGCCAAAAUUAGAGGAACAACGGCAGGUUGAAAUAUGUCCCUUCUCGUUUAGUGAACGUGACCAGCAAAGGAUGGAAAUCAAGGAAAAGAAACUUGACCAGCUCCGGCAGGCAGAAGCUCCCAAAUUCAGGGCUCAACCUCUACCUCAUUUUGAUCAUAUCAGUCUUCCUGAGAAAAAAGUGAAGCCAUUAACACAACAAGAACCCUUUGAUUUACAAAUUGAUAAACGUGGGGAGUCAAAGUUACAACGCUGGAAGCAGCAGGUUAAAGAAGAACUAAAACAGCAGAAGGAAAUGUCCACAUUCAAGGCACGUCCCAGUACUGUGACCCACCAGGAGCCCUUCGUGCCAAAGAAGGAUAGCCGAGUAUUAACAGAGAGCCUUUCUGGUUCCAUAGUUCAGGAAGGGUUUGAGUUGGCAACUGAGAGGCGUGCCAAAGAGCGUCAGGAAUUUGAGAAGCGUUUAGCUGAUCUGGAGACUCAGAAAAGUCUUUUAGAAGAGGAGGAGCGCAGGCAUCAAGAGGAGCAUGAGAAAGAAGAGAUCAACCGGUUGAGGCAUGAACUGGUACACAAGGCUCAUCCCAUCAGGAAGUUCAAGCAGGUGGUGCUCAAAACAAGUGAUGCUCCUCUAACAAUUCCCAAAACUCCCAAUUUUUCGGAUCGGUUUAAGAUUUAAUAGGUGGUAUGACAUGACGUCUAGAUUUAUUCCCCCAGGGACUGAAAGUGUCUUGGUUUGUAGCUACCAGUCUAUGGAUAAAAAUAAAUAAAAAGUUUUAAUAGUGUUCUCUUGGGGACGUGCAAGUUGCUGAAAGGGGGAGAUGUAAAGAGUCUUUGUAAAUACUAGUAACAUUUUAAUUUGUUUGUUUUUAAAAAAUUUGAUUAGUGUAAAUUGUUUUUUUUUUUUUAUAUAUAUAUAUAUUAUAAUAAACAUCCGGUUUAAUGCUGUUUUAUAGCAAUGCAGUCA
Molecule: messenger RNA, 2639 nt
Organism: Pseudophryne corroboree (corroboree frog)
Lineage: Eukaryota; Metazoa; Chordata; Amphibia; Anura; Myobatrachidae
Gene: TPX2
Product: TPX2 microtubule nucleation factor
Exons: 17
Coding region: 213-2351 (712 amino acids)
Biological process (GO): activation of protein kinase activity; regulation of mitotic spindle organization
Cellular component (GO): spindle; microtubule
Source: RefSeq, a predicted model, not a curated record